Galendromus occidentalis (western predatory mite) is the source of this 1870-nucleotide messenger RNA. Its product is annotated as zinc finger protein 532. The record is from RefSeq and is a predicted model, not a curated record. Bases 1 to 1677 code for a protein of 558 amino acids. NCBI's taxonomy places the organism in Eukaryota, Metazoa, Arthropoda, Arachnida, Mesostigmata, Phytoseiidae. The transcript has 3 exons.
AUGGCCCUGGUUCUAGCCAAACAGGGGACAUCUUCCCAGAGUAUCGAUCCUCUCGAGCGGUUAUUCUCUCGGAAUGAGCUCCCGCUCGUCUUCCUGGACUACCAAGAGGAUUGGUCGGCGAGAGUCGUCUCUGCUAUAAAGGAUUCAUCCUCAAAGAUCAAGAAAGAAAAAAUCGAGUGCAAUUAUUGCGGACUGAAACUCCUGACCGAAGUCGGGCUCGAAGAGCACUACCAACGACGAUCGAUAAAAGUUCGUCUCCCCUGUCUGAAGUGCUGCCUAGUACACAUAUGCUACAACCCCUGUCAAGUGCUGAAUGUCCUGAAACUCUGUCAGACCGUCGUGCCCUGGGGUCUGGCGGUGGAAGAGGUCGAGCCCCAGAUCGCGGGUCUCCCGAUCAAACUCAGAGAACCGGACCCGGAGGCUCCAACGAGCGGGAAGUUCACCGCGGAGGAACUGAUCCAUGCGACGCGUACCUGUCACGAAUGCAAAGUGCUAUGCGCCGAAGACACUCUCGAACGUCAUAUGACUUUCUCGACCGGUCUGAAACUCACGUGUCAUUCGUGCGGCCAGCGCAUGCCGACUCGAUGCUCUCAGCAGGCGCACACACGACUCCAUAGGCUCAAACCUCCGUUCGUCUGUCCGGAAUGUGGGAAAAUGGCUCCGCGCGAAACGAAGAUCGAGGAAUUCAAGCACCACGUCAACGAGCUGUGUCACCAUAGGGAACGCUUGAUGGUGUACCAGUGUCCCAAUUGUCCUGCCGUGCAGGAGCGGGACCGAGAUCUGGCGUCGCACAUAGCCGAUUCGCACGUGCAGGUCCUUCACAAGUGCUCUCACUGCUCGCUGGCGUUCAAGGACACCGCGGCUUUCAUCAGUCACAGCGGCAAGAACCAUUCGUUCCCAGGAGCAAGUCCGGUGUCUGUGAUCAAGUGUCCGAUGUGUGAAGCUUGCGUAUUCGCAGACACCCAGAUGCUAAUCCAGCAUUUCCUAUCAAUCCACAUUUCGUCGUGUUCCAAAUUCGUUUUUCGUUGUCAUAUAUGUCGCCAGCUGCGAACAGAUCAGUUAGCCAUUCACGAGCACCACAAAGCCGAACACUCGUGGAAACCCACUUUCCCGGAUGUCAUGAUCACAGUUGUCGCGAAAACAGUCCUGGCCAUGGGUGCCGAUGGGCUGAGACACAAUGAAGGCAAGGCCGCCGUCCAGGAGAUGGAGAAAAAAGAAUUCAGCCUCGGACAAGGAACGCUCCUGCACUGUUUGAAGUGCGCGUUCGAGUCGAUGAAUCGCGUCCAGUUUCUCCAGCACGUUCGAUCGCAUAGAGAGAGCGAGACACCGCAUCAAUGUUCGGACUGCGGUAUUUACCUCGACGACGAUAAAUCGCUCGAGAAACACCUCGUCGACGUGCAUCAGUUGGAAGAUGUCGCCGAACACUUGAAGAAAAUCUCUGAUCUCUCCAAGCUGAUAGCAAUGCAAGUGGACGAACAGGCAGAGGAUCCGAAAGCGGUUGCGCUCCCACCGGAACCUCAAAUGCCGGUCGAAGGGGCAGCAACAGACCACAACGACAAAAUUCUCAAGUGCGCCGUGUGUUGCAAAGAGUUCAUCGAGAAGAGGGCGCUCGAACUCCACAUGAGGACGCACGGCAGCGAGUUCCUGAAGAGUUUCAAUAAACAGCGGAGAACCUGACCUAGGAAGAAGUAGUUUAGCCCGUCGUAGCGUUUUCUGGCCACUAGACUCACCUCGUCCAAUCAGUUUCGCUUCACCUGUGUAGAGAGAUCGGGGGAAACCACGGAAUGUUCAUGUUCACCUCAUUCAUGCAGUGUAGCGCAACGUCCCACCUCCCUGAACGCGUGUUCAUGUCUUGGAUUUUGAAUUUACA